This is a messenger RNA of Miniopterus natalensis, 1629 nucleotides long. RefSeq names its product keratinocyte proline rich protein (gene KPRP). The record is from RefSeq and is a predicted model, not a curated record. Lineage: Eukaryota; Metazoa; Chordata; Mammalia; Chiroptera; Miniopteridae.
AUGUGUGACCAGCAGCAGAUUCAGUAUUGCAUGCCGCUCCCCCAGUGCUGUGUGAAGGGUUCCUCCUUCUGCCCUGCCCCGUCCCCCUGUCCCCAGGGCCAGGUGGUAGUUCAAGCCCCUUGUGGGAUGCAAAUUGUGGAGUGUCCUGCACCAUGCCCAGUUCAAGUUUCCCAGGUGAAGUGCCAGGCUCCCUGCCAGUCCCAGACCACACAGGUGAAAGGCCAGGCUCCAAGCCAGUCUAAGACCACCAAGGUGAACUGCCAGGCUCCAUGCCAGUCCCAGACCACACAGGUGAACUGCCAGGCUCCGUGCCAGACUGAGGUGUGCUACGUGCAGUGUGAAGCCCCAUGCCCUGUUCAGACCUGCUACGUAGAAUGUGCUCCAGCGUGUUAUACGCAAACGCGCUAUGUGGAAUGCCCAGUCCAAACCUACCUAUCCUAUCCAGCUCCCCAGCCUGUCCAGACUUUCAUCCCGUAUGCCCCUGCAUGCCAGGCUCAGGGAAGGUUCUCCACCCAGUGCCAGUAUCAGGGCUCCUUCAGCAGCUGCGCCCCCCAGCGUCAGUCCCGGGCUUCCUACUGCACUUCUGCGCCCCAGGGCCAGGCCCAGGGCUCUUACGGCGGCUGCCCCGCGCAGCGCCGCGCCAGGAGCGCCAGCAGAUGCCCCCCUCCUCGCCAGGUGCGGCCUUCUUACCGCAGCUGUUCCCCGCCGCGCCAGAUGCGGCCUUCUUACCGCAGCUGUUCCCCCCCCUACUACAGCAGCUGCGAGCCCUCAAGAUGCCCUUCGGGUUCCUAUAACUACUGCACCCCACCCCGCCGCUCGGAGCCCAUCUAUAACAGUGGCUGUGCUCGGCGUCCGGCUGCAAGCUGCUCUCAGAGACGCGGCCCCAGGUGUCGCAUAGAGAUCUCCUCGCCCUGCUGCCCCAGGCAGGUGCCCCCCCAGCGGUGUCCCGUUCAGAUCCCUCCCAUCCGACGCUGCUCUGGGAGCUGUGCUCCGCGGCCCUCCUGGGGCUCCUCCUGCCCGGAGCUGAGACCACGCGCAGAGCCACGUCCGCUGCCAAGCUUCUGUCCACCGCGGAGUUUUGACCGAUGUCCGGAGCCGCCGCAGCCGCGAUGUCCGAUUCCUGCCCCGCGCCCAUACCCGCGCCCCGCGCCCUGCGCCAGUCCCGAGCGCCGCCGGUGUUCGCCCCCUCGGCCGCUGAGUCCCGAACCACGGCCAGCCCCGCGGCCAGUCCCGCAGCCGCGCCCCAUGCAGCGUGAGUUUCCAGAGCCACAUCCACAGGCCUGCGAGCGCCCAGAGCCUUGUCCGGAGCCCAUCCCCCUGCCAGCGCCCUGCUCCAGCCCAGAGCCGUGUGCGCAGCCUGGGCGCUGUCCCAGCCCGUGCUCCGGCCCACAUCCAAUGCCACGCUCAGGAGACCUAGGCUGUCGUGAGUCCCGCCCGGGCCGCCUGGACAUCGAGGCCCCCAGCUGUGGCCCAGCUGCUUACUACCCGUGCGGAGAGAGCGGUGCCAGCUAUGGACCUUGCGAUGUGUUUCCCGAGCCGCGGGGUCAGGGUGCUAAAGGAGACCAAGGAGGCGCCUCUGUUGGAGUGAAAGGCGGGGUCUAUGCUGGAACCAAGAGCGCCUAUUUUUAA